Molecule: messenger RNA, 1223 nt
Organism: Tribolium castaneum (red flour beetle)
Lineage: Eukaryota; Metazoa; Arthropoda; Insecta; Coleoptera; Tenebrionidae
Product: alpha-tocopherol transfer protein
Exons: 6
Coding region: 133-1050 (305 amino acids)
Cellular component (GO): membrane
Molecular function (GO): phosphatidylinositol bisphosphate binding
Source: RefSeq, a predicted model, not a curated record
GAUAUCCCCACUAUAUCAACUUUCCGUUUCAAAAUCGCCGCGAACUGCUGGCAGACGCGAAAUGUUGAGUGGUAGGUGAAGGUGUGCGAAUUAAUUUUUUUUGCUCAAAUAACUGUCAGUUAAGUGCGAAAAAUGGCCCCAAAACUAAGGCACCCUUUUAUCGAUGGACUGAGAAAUGUUCCCGAAAACAGGAAAAAAGAACUGAACAAAAUCAAAAUUUGGAUGCAUUCGCAACCCCACUUACCACACAUUUCAGACGAAUACAUCUACCUCUUCCUCCAUGCUGCUUAUUACAACAUCGAUAAAACGAAAACUUGCAUCGAAAAUUAUUUCACGAUUCGAGCAAGCGCUCCAGCCAUUUUCAACGACAGAGACCCUUACUCGCCUCGGAUGCAAGUCAUGAUAAGUCUUGGAAAUCUGAUCAGACUGCCUAAGGCGACCCCGGAAGGGUACAAAGUGCUCUUGUACAGUGUUAGGGACCCAGACCCCACCAAAAUGAUCUUCAGUGAUGCUGUUAAAGGGUUCUGCAUGUACAACGACUGCGUCUUGUCGGAGGAUGGCCUAGCUGAGGGUUACAUUGUUAUUUUCGAUAUGAAAGGUGUUUCGAUCGGACACCUUGCCAGAGUCAGUCUUCCAGCCCUUAAGGCUUUCAUGUUCUACAUUCAGGAAGCUCAUCCAGCUCGCUUGAAAGGCAUCCAUAUCCUGAACACAGCUUCCUGGAUCCACCACAUCAUGAGAAUCGUCUUGCCUUUGAUCAAGUCAGAGCUUUUAAGCAUGGUUAAGUUCCAUAAAGGUUGUAUUCCUGAGGGAGUCCCCCAGGAGCUCUUGCCUGCCGAUUACGGCGGUGAAGCGCCCUCUGUGGAAGAAUUGGACACUGAGACGAAGAGUAUGGUCGAUAAAUACGCCUCCUGGCUUAAGGAGUCGGUUCAUUUUAAAGCAGAUGAAAGUAAAAGAGUUAAGAAAGCGUCCUGGUGGGGUCUUUUCAGUGGAAGCAACUCCACGGAAAGAAUAGAUGAAAAAACAAUCCUUAAGAACUUACAAAUCGAUUGAGAUUUGCCGCUAUUUAGAUAAUGUGUUAUAAUAACGUUGUAAAUAAAAUUGAAUAUUGUUUGGUUAGGGCUCAAACUAUGUAAGUCAUUAAUAAGAGAGUGUCUGUUGUCUAUUAUAUUAUUAUUUGUUGUGAAUAUUAAAGAAUUAAUUACGAAUAAACCAUAAGUUAUGAA